UUGAAGCAGUUUGAUCAGUCGACGCUUGUUAGUCGGAAGGGCUCCCAGUCUACCACACCACCAUUGUCGGUCAAGGGGAUCGGAGGGAAAGUUGCGAAACCUGAUUACUCCGAGUCGAAGAUCGUAUUGGCCAUGGUCGGCCUUCCUGCUCGGGGGAAAUCGUAUCUGAGCAAUAAACUUAUGAUUUAUCUCAAGUGGCUUGAGUACGAUGUCAAGGUCUUCAAUGUCGGACAAUUGCGCCGGACGAGAGCAAGGCAAAAGGCGCAACAGAGUGGGAUCAAGGAGGAUCAUACUGCGAAUUGGUUCAACCAUACGAAUGCAGAGGCCAAUCAGUCGCGGGAACAGUUGGCUCAGGACAGUCUCGAGAUGCUGAUACAGUGGUUGAAGGAUGGAGGGAAUGUUGGUAUCCAUGAUGCGACGAACAGUACUCGCAGACGAAGAGCCAGCAUCGAAGCCCGCGUCGCAAAAGAGAAAGGCAUCCACCUCAUCUUCCUUGAAUCCCUCUGCGACGACCCAGCCGUCAUUGCUGCUAACGUCGCACUCAAAGUCAGCUCCGGAGACCCCGAUUACAAAGAUACCUCGCCCGAAGUAGCCAAGCGGGAUUUCCUCAGGCGCAUAAGCGAAUACGAAAAGGUGUACGAAACGAUAACGGAGCCUCAUUUGUCGUACCUCCAAAUUGUAAACGUGGGAAGUAGGGUGACGGUUUCGAGGAUCCAUGGGUACUUGCAGAGUCGGAUUGCGUUUUAUUUGAUGAACUUGCAUUUGAAGCCGAGGAGCAUAUACCUUUCGAGACAUGGAGAAAGCCAAUUUAACGUGGAAGGCAAGAUUGGGGGUGAUUCGUUACUCUCGCCGAGGGGUAUGGAGUAUGCGGAUGCUCUGCCAGCCCUGAUUACCGAUAAUAUUGGAAACGCGCCUUUGACUGUGUGGACGUCGACGCUGAGGCGGACUAUCCAAACCGGUAGCAAUCUUCCGUAUACGAAACUUACGUGGAAAUCUCUUGACGAGCUUGAUGCUGGUGUUUGUGAUGGUAUGACUUAUGAGGAGAUUGAGCAAGCCUACCCAGAUGACUUUGCUAACCGCGACGAUGACAAGUUCAACUACCGUUAUCGCGGUGGCGAAUCGUAUCGCGAUGUCGUGGUCCGUCUGGAGCCUGUUAUAAUGGAACUGGAACGCCAGCAGAACGUUCUGGUAAUCGGGCACCAGGCUAUCUUGCGCUGUUUAUACGCGUAUUUCCACCAUCUUCCACAAGAGGAUCUGCCAUAUAUCAAGAUACCGCUGCAUACGGUGAUUAAAUUAACGCCCAAGGCGUAUGGAUGCGACGAAGAGCGAUAUGCGCUUCCCAUUGCGGCUGUGGACACGCACCGACCGAAACCGAACACUACGGCUCCGGUUGUGCAGCCUACGACGGCGAGGCAGUAUUUUGCGGGAGAGAAGGAUUAG
Messenger RNA from Laccaria bicolor S238N-H82, 1440 nucleotides. RefSeq lists its product as uncharacterized. Gene Ontology annotation, biological process: fructose metabolic process; fructose 2,6-bisphosphate metabolic process. The transcript has 16 exons. The record is from RefSeq and is a predicted model, not a curated record. NCBI's taxonomy places the organism in Eukaryota, Fungi, Basidiomycota, Agaricomycetes, Agaricales, Hydnangiaceae. The annotation marks the transcript as partial. Gene Ontology annotation, molecular function: 6-phosphofructo-2-kinase activity; fructose-2,6-bisphosphate 2-phosphatase activity; ATP binding. Gene Ontology annotation, cellular component: cytosol.